AUGCCUUAUUGGCAAUUUUUAGAUAAUUAUAAUAAUGAUGAUUCGGGUAGGAUUUGGAUUGGGUGGGAUCCUAGCAUUGCUAAACUCAGUGUUCUUCAUUCUGCUUCCCAUUGCAUUUUUGUGUUAGUUGACAGUGUUCAGGUUUUUUCUUUUGUGGCUACUUUUGUCUAUGGUGACAAUAAUAAUCUUAAUAGAAGAUCUCUGUGGGAGGAUAUUUAUUUUCUUCCUCCUGGUAUCUCUGAUCACUCCCUUGGAGUUGCUUCUAUUUUUGAAAAAAGAAAACAUGGUACUCCUUCUUUCAGGUUCUUUAAUUUUAUGACUGAAGAGCAUGAUUUCCUUGAUCUGGUUAGAAAGGUGUGGAUUAGCAAGGUUAGGGGUAAUCCUAUGUUUAUUUUUAUGACUAAACUCAGAAAGGUUAAGGCUCCUAUCAUUGAAUGGAAAAGAUUGAGAUUUAAGAACCUCUAUGAGCAUGUUAUGGAGGCCAAAACUGAGAUGAUUUCUGUUCAGCAGCAAGUGCAAGUUUCUCUCCUUUGUCAUAUUCUGGUUAGGAAGGAGAAAGAGGCGAUGCAACAUUAUGAAAAGGUAGCAAGGUAUGAGGAGUCUAAGAAAAAACAAAGAUCUAGAGUUCAUUGGAUUGAGUGGCUUGAUUUGGGUGAUUCAAACACUCAUUUCUUUCAUAAUUCUUUAAAAGAAAGGAGAUUCAGGAAUAAUAUCCCCGGUCUCACUUCAAGAGAUGGUGAUGUUCUGGUGGAUGAUAAGGAGACCAAGCUUUGGAAUGUAUUUUCCUUAUUUUCUGAGCUUUAUGAUGAGAAAGGGGUUGUUAAUGUUGAGUUAAUUGAAGAGUUAUAUUUUGAUAAAAUGAUAAAUGAAGAAUCUAAAAAUGAUCUUAUCAAACCUGUCUCAAGAGAUGAAGUUGUUGCUUCUCUUUCCUCUAUAGGCUCUGGAAAAGCUUCUGGUCCAGAUGGAUUCUCCAGUUAUUUUUUUAAAGUUUGUUGGAAUAUAAUUGGUGAUGACUUUGUUGCUACAAUCCAGAAUGUCUUUAAAAGUUCAAAACUCCUUAAGGAAGUGAAAAGGAUAUCUAUUCAAUACAAUAUAAUGUUGGCACAUGAGAUUGUCAUGAAUUACCAUAGAUCAUCUGGUAGCCCAAGAUGCGCCAUGAAAAUUGACUUAAGGAAAGCUUAUGAUACUGUAAGCUGGAAUGUUGUUAGUACUACUAUGAGGAAAACGGGUUUCCCUGACCUUUUCAAUGGAUGGGUUGAGCAAUGUGUUACUUAUCCAAAAUUUUCUAUUCUCAUCAAUGGCUCACCCUAUGGUUCUUUAGUUCUUAUAGAUAAUGUUAUAGUUUUCUUCAAAGGUACUAGUCAAGUAGUUGUUAGUCUUAAGAUAGGUAUUGUGGAUUUUGGUGACUGCUCUGGCCUUCAUAUGAAUCAACAUAAGACUUCUUUAUUUGCUUUCGUUGUUGCUGAUAGGAUUCUGCAGGAUAUUCUCUCUAUCAUGGAUUCUCAAGAAAACAAACUUCCAGUGAAUGGGGGAGGUUUGGGGGUGAGAGAUGUUGAGAUUAACAAUGUUUCUGCUAACUUAAGACGUCUAUGGGAUUUGUUAUCUGAUAAAGAUUCUAUCUGGAAUGAUUGGGUCAAGAAGAACCUCAUUAAAGGUAAAGACAUUUGGUCCUUGGCUAUUCCCCAAGAUGCUUCAUGGUGUUAG
Papaver somniferum (opium poppy) is the source of this 1704-nucleotide messenger RNA. RefSeq lists its product as uncharacterized. The record is from RefSeq and is a predicted model, not a curated record. NCBI's taxonomy places the organism in Eukaryota, Viridiplantae, Streptophyta, Magnoliopsida, Ranunculales, Papaveraceae. Bases 1 to 1704 code for a protein of 567 amino acids. The transcript has 5 exons.